GCUGCUGCAUCCCAUGUGAAAAGCAGAGGAUAAAAUGAAGAUUUCCCAGUGCAACAUGCAAAACUGGCUGUUUCCAGCUCUGCUGGUCAUUGCUUAUUUUUGCGCCAUUGUCCAGGGUCAAGUGGCUCCACCCACACGGUUAAGAUAUAAUGUAUUAUCUCAUGACAGUAUACAGAUUUCAUGGAAGGCUCCAAGGGGGAAAUUUGGUGGAUACAAACUUCUUGUGACUCCAGCUUCAGGUGGCAAAACCAAUCAGUUGAAUCUCCAGAACACUGCAACUAAAGCAAUUAUUCAAGGUCUUAUGCCAGACCAGAACUACACGGUUCAAAUUAUUGCAUACAACAAAGACAAAGAAAGCAAGCCAGCCCAAGGUCAAUUCAGAAUUAAAGAUUUGGAAAAAAGAAAGGAACCAAAACCCAGAGUCAAGGUUGUGGAUAAAGGAAAUGGGAAUAAACCGUCUCCACCUGAGGAAGUGAAGUUUUUCUGUGAAACUCCAUCCGUUGCUGAUAUUGUGAUCCUGGUUGAUGGUUCAUGGAGUAUUGGAAGAUUCAACUUCAGACUGGUUCGGCUUUUCUUGGAGAACCUGGUGACAGCCUUCAACGUGGGCUCAGAGAAGACACGAAUUGGUCUUGCACAGUAUAGCGGCGACCCCCGAAUAGAAUGGCACUUGAAUGCCUUCAGCACAAAAGAUGAGGUCAUCGAAGCGGUCCGAAAUCUACCCUAUAAGGGAGGAAAUACACUAACAGGUCUUGCUUUGAACUACAUUUUUGAAAAUAGCUUUAAACCAGAAGCAGGAGCAAGGACUGGAGUGUCCAAAAUUGGCAUUUUAAUCACAGAUGGAAAGUCCCAAGAUGAUAUUAUUCCACCAUCUAGAAACCUCCGUGAAUCUGGUGUAGAACUCUUCGCCAUAGGGGUGAAAAACGCAGAUGAGAAGGAACUGCAGGAGAUCGCCUCUGAACCAGACAGCACUCAUGUCUACAAUGUUGCCGAAUUUGACCUGAUGCACACAGUUGUGGAGAGCCUGACGAGGACUGUCUGCUUCCGGGUGGAAGAACAGGACAGGGAGAUCAAAGCCUCAGCUCUUGCCACCAUUGGGCCGCCUACAGAGCUGAUUACUUCUGAAGUCACUGCCAGAAGCUUUAUGGUUAACUGGACUCAUGCCCCAGGAAAAGUGGAAAAAUACAGAGUCGUGUAUUAUCCUGCCAGGGGUGGAAAACCAGAGGAGGUGGUGGUGGAUGGAAGUGUGUCUUCCACGGUGUUGAAAGGCUUAAUGUCUUUAACUGAAUAUCAGAUAGCAGUCUUCGCAAUAUAUGCUCACACGGCCAGUGAAGGCUUACGGGGAACCGAAACCACACUUGCUUUACCCAUGGUUUCUGAUCUUGAACUAUAUGAUGUAACUGAGAACAGUCUGAGGGCAAAAUGGAAUGCAGUGCCUGGAGCAUCAGGAUACCUGAUCCUCUAUGCUCCUCUCACGGAGGGUCUGGCUGGGGAUGAAAAAGAGAUGAAAAUUGGAGACACCCACACAGAUAUUGAAUUGAGUGGGUUGAUGCCCAAUACGGAGUACACAGUUACAGUUUAUGCCAUGUUCGGAGAAGAGGCCAGCGAUCCUGUCACAGGCCAAGAAACCACAUUGCCUUUAAGUCCACCAAGAAACCUGAGAAUCUCCAAUGUUGGCUCUAACAGUGCUCGGUUAGCCUGGGACCCAACGUCAAGAAAGAUCAGUGGUUAUCGAAUUGUAUAUAACAAUGAAGAUGGCACUGAAAUUAAUGAGGUUGAAGUCGAUCCUGUUACUACCUUCCCUCUGAAGGGCUUGACACCGCUCACAGAGUACACUGUGGCCAUUAUCUCUAUCUAUGAUGAGGGGCAGUCGGAGCCUCUGACUGGAAUUUUUACAACAGAGGAGGUUCCAGCCCAGCAAUACUUGGAAAUCGAUGAGGUGACGACAGAUAGUUUCAGAGUGACCUGGCAUCCCCUUUCGGCUGAUGAAGGGCAGCACAAGUUGAUGUGGAUUCCAGUCUAUGGUGGGAAGACUGAAGAAGUUCUCCUAAAAGAAGACCAAGACUCACAUGUUAUUGAAGGCCUGGAGCCCGGCACUGAAUAUGAAGUGUCGCUCUUGGCCAUACUGGAUGAUGGGAGCGAGAGUGAGGUGGUGACCGCUGUGGGGACCACACUUGACAGUUUUUGGACUGAACCUUCUACGACCAUAGCCCCCACCAGACCUGUGACGUCAGUUUUCCGAACGGGAAUCAGAAACCUGGUUGUAGAUGACGAAACCACUUCUAGCCUGCGGGUAAAAUGGGACAUUUCAGACAGCAGCGUGCAGCAGUUCAGGGUGACCUACCUGACUGCUCAAGGGGACCAUGUGGAAGAAGUGGUAGGAACGGUUAUGGUGCCUGGAAGCCAGAACAAUCUCCUUCUGAAGCCUCUGCUUCCCAAUACUGAGUACAAAGUCACGGUGACUCCCAUCUACGAUGAUGGAGAAGGUGUCAGCGUCUCUGCCCCUGGAAAAACCUUGCCGCCCUCUGGUCCCCAAAACUUACGGGUCUCAGAAGAAUGGUAUAACAGGUUGCGCAUUACAUGGGAUCCCCCAUCUUCCCCUGUAAAGGGCUAUAGGAUUGUCUACAAACCUGUUAGUGUUGCUGGCCCGACCCUGGAAACUUUUGUGGGAGCUGACAUUAACACCAUUCUUAUCACAAACCUCCUCAGCGGAAUGGACUACAAUGUGAAAAUAUUUGCCUCCCAGGCCUCAGGCUUCAGUGACGCUCUGACGGGCGUGGUGAAAACAUUGUUCUUGGGUGUGACCAAUCUUCAAGCAGACCAGAUUCAAAUGACUAGCUUGUGUGCUCGGUGGCAGGUGCAUCGUCAUGCCACUGCCUAUAGGGUGGUUAUAGAAUCACUCCAGGACACAAAAAAGCAAGAAUCCACAGUGGGUGGAGGGACAACCAGGCAUUGCUUCUAUGGACUUCAGCCUGAUUCAGAAUAUAAAAUCAGUGUUUACACAAAGCUUCAGGAGAUCGAGGGACCCAGUGUGAACAUAAUGGAAAAAACACAGUCACCUCCUACUCAACCACCCACUUUUCCUCCGACCAUUCCACCAGGAAAAGAAGUAUGCAGAGCUGCCAAGGCAGACCUGGUGUUUAUGGUGGAUGGAUCCUGGAGUAUUGGAGAUGAAAAUUUCAAUAAGAUCAUUAACUUUCUGUAUAGCACUGUUGGAGCCCUGAACAAGAUCGGUGCUGAUGGAACUCAAGUUGCAAUGGUUCAGUUCACUGAUGACCCCAGAACAGAAUUUAAACUAAAUGCCUACAACACCAAAGAGACCCUUCUUGAUGCAAUUAAACAUAUUUCAUACAAAGGAGGAAAUACAAAAACAGGAAAAGCAAUCAAGCAUGUCCGAGAUAGUUUGUUCACUGCAGAGUCAGGGACCAGAAGAGGUAUCCCAAAGGUCAUCGUGGUUAUAACUGAUGGCAGGUCACAAGAUGAUGUGAACAAAAUCUCCGGGGAGAUGCAAUCAAAUGGCUACAGCAUCUUUGCAGUCGGUGUGGCUGAUGCAGAUUACUCAGAGUUGGUUAGCAUUGGCAGCAAGCCCAGUUCACGGCACGUCUUCUUUGUGGAUGACUUUGACGCCUUUAAGAAAAUUGAAGAUGAGUUGAUUACUUUUGUCUGCGAAACCGCUUCAGCAACCUGCCCGCUGGUGUACAUGGAUGGCGUUGGUCUUGCAGGAUUUAAGAUGAUGGAAAUGUUUGGCUUGGUUGAAAAGGAUUUUUCAUCUGUGGAGGGGGUUUCCAUGGAGCCUGGUACCUUCAAUGUGUAUCCCUGUUACCGAAUUCAUAAAGAUGCCCUGGUUUCCCAGCCAACCAAAUAUUUGCAUCCAGAAGGAUUGCCCUCCGACUACACAAUGAGUUUUCUAUUCCGGAUUCUUCCUGACACUCCAGAGGAGCCAUUUGCUCUUUGGGAGAUUUUAAAUAAAAAUUCUGACCCAUUGGUUGGAGUCAUUUUAGAUAAUGGUGGUAAAACCUUAACAUAUUUCAACUAUGACUACAGUGGGGAUUUUCAAACUGUUACUUUUGAAGGACCUGAAAUUAGGAAAAUUUUCCAUGGUAGCUUUCACAAGAUACACAUUGUUGUCAGCAAGACUUUGGUCCAAGUGGUUAUUGACUGCAAGCAUGUGGCUGAGAAGGCAAUAAAUGCCUCAGCUAAUAUCACGUCGGAUGGUGUUGAAGUCCUGGGGAGAAUGGUCAGAUCAAGGGGACCAAAUGGAAACUCUGCACCAUUCCAGUUACAGAUGUUUGAUAUUAUCUGUUCCACAUCAUGGGCCAAUAGAGAUAAAUGCUGUGAACUUCCAGGCCUGAGGGAUGAGGAGACCUGCCCAGAGCUACCACAUUCCUGCUCCUGUUCUGAAGUCAAUACUGGGACUCUGGGACCAGCAGGCCCACCAGGUGGUCCAGGGCUCCGAGGACCGAAGGGCCAACGAGGUGAACAGGGUUCAAAGGGACCAGAGGGCCCUCGAGGUGACACAGGCCCUCCAGGACCCCAGGGUCCCCCUGGACCCCAAGGACCAAGUGGUCUGUCCAUUCAAGGAAUGCCUGGAAUGCCAGGUGCUAAAGGAGAAAAAGGAGAGACUGGCCUUCCUGGCCCACAGGGUAUCCCGGGAAGCAUUGGUUCACCAGGACGCGAUGGCUCUCCAGGCCAGAGGGGCUUUCCUGGAAAGGAUGGAUCCUCUGGCCCUCCAGGACCACCAGGGCCAAUUGGCAUUCCUGGAGCCCCUGGAGUCCCAGGGAUCACAGGAAGCAUGGGACCUCAAGGUGCCCUGGGGCCACCUGGUAUCCCUGGAGCCAAGGGAGAGCGCGGAGAAAGAGGGGACCUGCAGUCUCAAGCCAUGGUGCGGGCGGUGGCACGUCAGGUGUGCGAACAGCUCAUCCAGAGUCACAUGGCCAGGUACACGGCCAUCCUCAACCAGAUUCCCAGCCAGUCCUCAUCAGUCCGGACCAUCCAGGGGCCUCCUGGGGAGCCUGGCAGACCAGGGUCACCUGGAACCCCUGGUGAACAAGGACCCCCAGGGACCCCAGGCUUCCCAGGAAAUGCAGGCGUGCCAGGGAGCCCGGGAGAACGAGGUCUAACUGGUGUCAAGGGAGAAAAAGGAAAUCCAGGCAUUGGAACACAAGGUCCAAGAGGCCCCCCCGGACCAGCAGGACCUUCAGGGGAGAGUCGGCCAGGAAGCCCCGGGCCCCCCGGCUCUCCUGGGCCCAGGGGUCCACCUGGUCACUUGGGGGUGCCUGGACCACAGGGUCCUUCUGGCCAGCCUGGAUACUGCGACGCUUCUUCGUGUUCUGCCUACGGGGUAGGAGCUCCCCAUCCCGAUCAACCGGAAUUCACUCCUGUCCAAGAUGAGCUAGAAGCCAUGGAACUGUGGGGCUCGGGCAUCUGA
Molecule: messenger RNA, 5425 nt
Organism: Odobenus rosmarus divergens (Pacific walrus)
Lineage: Eukaryota; Metazoa; Chordata; Mammalia; Carnivora; Odobenidae
Gene: COL14A1
Product: collagen, type XIV, alpha 1
Exons: 47
Coding region: 35-5425 (1796 amino acids)
Cellular component (GO): interstitial matrix
Molecular function (GO): protein binding
Source: RefSeq, a predicted model, not a curated record